Molecule: messenger RNA, 1305 nt
Organism: Epinephelus fuscoguttatus (brown-marbled grouper)
Lineage: Eukaryota; Metazoa; Chordata; Actinopteri; Perciformes; Serranidae
Product: purpurin-like
Exons: 7
Coding region: 357-944 (195 amino acids)
Molecular function (GO): retinoid binding; retinol transmembrane transporter activity
Source: RefSeq, a predicted model, not a curated record
UUCAGCCCUCUCAGCGGACUCAGAGCAGUGACUCAGCAUUUUGUUUUGCGCUAACCCCUCUGAAGCGAGCCGGAGGUGGUGUGAGUGCGGUCCGUUUUAUCUGCGCAUUGUAAACGCAAAGCUCGCCGUAGAGAGAGACCACACGCUACCUCAGCAGGACGCUUCAAAAACCCAAACACAACGGAACCAUGGCAACAGUUAGCGACAGCACGACCGGUGGACGCCUCCUCCUCCAGUCUGCAUGUUGAAAUGUCCUUGAGCAAGAUACUGAACCUCAAAUUGCUCCCGAUGGCUGUCUCAGACACGGCAGCAGCUCUUCACUGAAAACUUCCUGCAGCUUCAUUCUACGCCUCAGAAUGGACUUCCAAAUCUUUGCCCUGGUGAUGUUGUUCCUGGCCUGUGUGGAGCAGGGCCUGGCCUCCUGUGUGGUUGACAGUUUCACAGUCAAAGAGGACUUUGACCCCAAGAGAUAUGAAGGAAAGUGGUAUGCCCUGCAGAAGAAAGACCCCGAGGGUUUGUUCCUGCAAGACAACAUCUCUGCUGAGUACACAGUUGGAGAUGAUGGUGCCAUGAUUGCUUCCUCCAGGGGCAGAGUGACUCUCUUUGGGUUUUGGGUUGUCUGUGCUGACAUGGCUGCUCAGUACUCCGUGCCUGACCCCGGCACCCCUGGCAAGAUGUUCAUGAACUACCAGGGCCUGGCCAGCUACCUGUCGAGUGGCGGUGACAACUACUGGGUCAUUGACACAGACUAUGACAACUAUGCCAUCACCUAUGCCUGCCGCACCCUGAAGGAGGAUGGAAGCUGCGAGGAUGGAUACUCCCUGGUCUUCUCCCGCAACCCACGUGGCCUCCCCCCUGCCAUCCAGAGAGUCGUCCGCCAAAAGCAGGAGGAAAUCUGCAUGGCCGGAGAGUUCCAGCCUGUGCUGCAGUCUGGAGCCUGCUAGACUGUUCAUUAGCUGGAGUUUGUCAAGCCCUUUGUUAUCCUGGAUUGAUAAUCAUUGUCCUGUCUAAACUGAAGCCAAAGAUCUUCUCAAAGACGCAAAUAUGAGAAUAAUCAUGCUAUGCUCAUGAUUGACCAUGGUUCAGUGUCAAGUGAGAGAAUUUGCAGAUAAAUCCACUUCAACGCCCCAUGAAAAAUUUAAUAAUGCUUCCAAGGUGAAACUAUAUUUCCAAAUCCAAACCACUGAAAAGUAGCGGUUGAGUGAAUGUAAUGAAAUCCCCAACCACACAGUAUUGUCACAUUGAUGGGUACCAUCUGCACUGUGUAAUCAUUCUGUAAUGGUGACAAUAAAUUUUGUAAAGAAA